Messenger RNA from Linum trigynum, 1521 nucleotides. The record is from the annotation of a GenBank genome assembly. NCBI's taxonomy places the organism in Eukaryota, Viridiplantae, Streptophyta, Magnoliopsida, Malpighiales, Linaceae.
AUGGCGUCGUCACCGGAACCGGCGAGUAGCCGGAAAUUCCCUUCGAUAAAGUCAUGUACGGGGGAAUCGUACGAGUCGAUCGCGGCGGAUCUGGACGGGACGCUGCUCUGCUCGAGCAGCUCGUUCCCUUACUUCAUGCUGGUGGCGGUGGAGGCCGGGAGCCUCCUCCGUGGCUUCGUACUGCUCCUCUCCCUCCCCGCCGUCAUCGUCUCCUACCUCUUCAUCUCCGAAGCCCUCGGCAUCCAGAUCCUCAUCUUCAUCUCCUUCGCCGGCCUCAAGAUCCGCGACAUCGAGCUCGCCUCCCGCGCUGUCUUGCCCAGGUUUUACGCGGCGGAUGUGAGAGGGGACAGCUACGAGGUGUUCGCGAGGUGCAAGAGGAAGGUGGUGGUGACGGCGAACCCGACGCUGAUGGUGGAGCCGUUCGUGAAGGAUUUCCUGGGCGGGGACAAGGUCCUGGGGACGGAGAUCGAGGUGAACCCCAAGACGAAGCGAGCCACCGGAUUCGUGAAAAAGCCCGGGGUUCUGGUCGGCAAGUGGAAGAAGCUCGCCGUCGUCAAGGAGUUCGGGGGAGAACAAGUGCCGGAUCUGGGCAUCGGCGACAGAAAAACCGAUCACGAUUUCAUGUCCAUUUGCAAGGAGGGAUACAUGGUCCACCGGAGCAAAACAGCGACGCCGGUCCAGCCGGAGCGCCUGAAAAGCCGCAUCAUCUUCCACGACGGCCGGUUCGUCCAGCGACCCGACCCGGUCAACGCCCUCCUGACCUACGCGUGGCUGCCCUUCGGCUUCCUCCUCUCCAUCUUCCGCGUCUACUUCAACCUCCCGCUCCCUGAGCGCAUCGUCCGCUACACCUACGAGCUCCUCGGGAUCCACCUCGUCAUCAAGGGCAACCCGCCUCCGCCGGCAAACUCCACCUCCGGCGGCAACCUCUACGUCUGCAACCACCGCACCGCCCUCGACCCCAUCAUCAUCGCCAUCGCACUCGGCCGGAAAGUCUCCUGUGUCACUUACAGCGUCAGUCGCCUCUCCAGGCUGCUCUCCCCAAUCCCGGCUGUGGCGCUGACCCGCGACCGCGAAGCAGACGCGGCCAUGAUCAAGGCCCUGCUGGAGAAGGGCGACCUGGUGGUCUGCCCCGAGGGAACCACCUGCAGGGAGCCUUUCUUGCUGAGGUUCAGCGCCUUGUUCGCCGAGCUCAGCGACCGGAUCGUCCCCGUGGCGAUGGACUGCAAGCAAGGCAUGUUCUACGGGACGACGGUCCGCGGGGUCAAGUUCUGGGACCCUUACUUCUUCUUCAUGAACCCGAGGCCGAGGUACGAGGUGAGUUUCCUCGAGAGGGUGCCGGCGGAGAUGACGGUGAAGGCCGGCGGGAAGUCGUCGAUCGAGGUGGCGAACUACGUGCAGAGGAUGCUGGGAGACGUGCUAGGGUUCGAGUGUACUGGGCUGACGAGGAAGGAUAAGUAUAUGCUGCUUGGUGGGAACGACGGGAAGGUGGAGUCCAUUCAUAAUGCCAAGAAGGCUGUAUGA